This is a messenger RNA of Lathyrus sativus (Indian pea), 360 nucleotides long. The record is from the annotation of a GenBank genome assembly. NCBI's taxonomy places the organism in Eukaryota, Viridiplantae, Streptophyta, Magnoliopsida, Fabales, Fabaceae.
AUGGAGUCCUCAAGCUUCACUCAAGACCAAGGGAAAGCCCAGGCUGAAGAUAAAAACUCAGGCCUGGGCUUGGGCAAUGUGUUGUGCAAGACAGGAAAAGGUUGGACAUGUGUUAUAACUAGGACUCAUGGGGUUGAUGCUGGCAAAGUUGUCGUUAAAUGCGGUGAAAAUUGCACCUGUACACUUGACAAUGGAGCUGUGUCACCUAAAAUUGAGACUAGUAGUGACAGUGGCAGUGAAGUUUUCUGCAAGUGUGGUGAAGGGUGGAGUUGUUCCAUUUUCAGAACUGAAGGACCUGAUGCUGACUCAGGCAAGGGCUUUGCUGAAUGCACUCAACAGUACAACUGUGCUUGUAACUAA